This is a messenger RNA of Sycon ciliatum, 3906 nucleotides long. RefSeq lists its product as uncharacterized. The record is from RefSeq and is a predicted model, not a curated record. The transcript has 2 exons. Gene Ontology annotation, molecular function: DNA binding; protein binding. Lineage: Eukaryota; Metazoa; Porifera; Calcarea; Leucosolenida; Sycettidae. Bases 1763 to 3754 code for a protein of 663 amino acids.
UUCACCCGUAACAAUUACAUACAGACCAUUAAACCAGAUAUCUGGGGUAAACUGGGCUUCCAUUACGACAACAUUUGGACUAUCCCACUCACAGGUCCAUCACAUAGUCAUUAGGUGGCAUGAACGUCCUGUGUAAGCAGCGUGCGAAUCGUGUAGCUAGCGGAAGCAGCCACAGAAGCACUGAGCACGCGAAGUCACGGCUGUUACGUAGAUCACAAAAUCGGACAUUCAAAAUGGCGUCAUUUUUUUGAAACUUUUUGAAUUUUUGAACGCGACGGCCCCCAGAGAAUAGCUGAGAAUUGCAUUUUUCACGUUGGUAUCCAGGCCAUUUUGGCUCCCAUCGUCUCCCAUCGACACGGUUUACCAUACAACCACGAUUUUCGUCCAGGGGAAGCUUCAAGGAACGCAUUGAUGCCUUUUGGAUCGUCUUUCCCAAGAGGCGACAGGUUUCUGUCGCCAUGUCGCCUCCACGUCCUUUGUUCUUUCGAUUCCCAAAACUGCUCUACUUUCAUUGCUGCCUACAUCCCGGCUCCGAGUUUUCGCAGCUGCUUGCUGUGUUUUUGGUGGCCCUAGAGACCUUCUAUAGCUCGAAAAUCGCGCUCUUGUCCCAGAUCGUGCAAAGGAAGUCUCGAUCGCGCAUCGACAUUUUAGCCUUGUUUGUUGCUUUCUGCUCUGCGAUGGAGCACCACUCGAGUAUUCUUGAAUCCGUGUGUCGCAUUGGUGGGCAAAAACUUGCCAGUGCUAGUCACAAAACUCCAUAUCCGGUGAAGAAUUAUGUUGAAGAGAUCGCCAAAGUUUUUAAAAUUGAUGUUUCCAAAGAUUCCCCUGACGUGCAUCCCCAGUACAUGUGCUCACUUUGUCAAUUUGCUAUUGCACGUUCAAUGAGAGAUGACACAUAUAAGUAUUGUAGUGGGGGCUGCAAUGGCCCAGUUACAUGGCAACCACAUACGAGAUCUAACUGUGCCGUAUGUAAGAGUGAUGCUGUACGAGCCAAGGGCGGCCGUCCACCGAAACGGAAAGCCGUCAGUGAACUGCGUGGCCAAGCGGCAAAACGACAGACAUCAACGGCAUCAACAUCAGCAGAACUGCCAGAAGGCAGUCCUAGCUCUCAGCAAAGACGCACCAGCAGCAGUAGCAGCGGUGACACCAACACAGUAGCACACACCACUGAUAGUCAAACAUCCGCAGUUACUUUGGACGAGAUUUCGGCGCACGCAGCGCCUAUGUAUCGGGCUGAAGCAGCAUUAGAGAAAGAGCGGUUUAUUGACAGUGGAGCUGUGCAGGAAUGCAUGAUAUGUUUGCAAGUGGUAAAUGGAGCAGUUCAAGCCAAAUGCUGUGAAAAUAUAUUCUGCUCAACAUGCGUGCACACGUGGAUGAAGAGUCACAAUACAUGUCCAGUAUGCAGACAGCCAAUGGCACUGGCGACACUGCAGAAGCCAUGCAAGCUAGUGUGCAAUAUGGUUAGCAAGUGGGGUGUACAUUGUGACUUCCAUGAACCAGCAUUGUCAGGUUGCCCCGCAACCGUUCGAAGCAUGAAUUACGAGGUCAUGUCACAUCAUGUCCGUUCAAUCCAUCCACAUCCUCAGGAACGCCCAUUCGUACUGCAACCAAAGCUGCAACAGUGGAGGAGAUCUUAGCAGCGUCACCAUCAAAGCUACGGGGCGAUGUGAGUGACAGACUGACCUGUCACCUUGUGUCCGCCAAAGCAGAAGAUGGGAGGCUGGAAGUGAAAACCAGCAGCCAAGGAAGACCGCAAGUUUUCAUGCGAACAACAGUUGGCAGCAAGCAGCCGGAGGAGGCAUCAGCCAGGACGCUGAAACGACGGUCACUGGAAAUGGAGCGCAUCACAGAGACAGUUUGCACCACAGCAGAUGCAACACGGCAUGGCGUUGCUGGACUUGGCGCUACCAGCAUCAAACCACCUUCAGGCACUGCCCUUGCCAUGAAGGCCGAUCUAAGCCUUCCUUGGGCGCAACUCCGGAAGCUGCGCAGAUGGCUCCGCUCCUUCGGAGUUCAGCUUGAAUCGGAGAGAAGCAUUCGCUCAUUCAUCGCCACCACCUUGCCGAAAUACACAGUGAAGCAGCUCCCCUUUGUCAAGCGGACUGGCGAGUUGUCACUUGCUGCAGCUGUCUACUUUCCAAACCUAACCGACAUCAUUAUCCACUACCUCGACAUACUUGACAGCGGCAGUAAGCUGACAUGGCAUGAUGGCGCCAUCCCAGAAACGGAGAUAUGGGUCAAGCUGGGCGGUGACCAUGGUAAGACAACAUUUAAAUUCGUGAUGCAAAUCGCCAACACCAUGCAUCCAAACUCACUCGCCAACACUGUGCCAAUCUGCGUGUUUGCAGAGAAGGACUUGCCGGCAAACCUGGAAACUGCACUCUCAAUGUAUCGGAACCAAAUUGCAGAGCUACAGGGCCAGAAAUGGAAAGGCAAGACCAUUGUGCCUUAUCUGUUUGGUGAUUACGAGUACCAAACCAUGAACUACGGCUUGUCGGGUUCCAGUGGCGUAAGGCCUUGCCUCCAUUGCUUGUGCACGAAGAAAGACAUGCAGGUCCCACCAGCGAACCGCGACGUACAGUAUGGAGCACGGUCCUUAGAGAAGAUGGCGGAGGACUAUGCACAGUUUACUAGCGCAGGUGCUCUGCUGUCAAAGGCAAAGCUGUAUAACAACACCAUCCGACCAGUCCUAUUGCCAGUGCCCGUUGCGCGCGCCAUCAUUCCAGUGCUGCACCUGGACCUCGGUGUAUUCCCGUGGAUCUUUGAUGUAUUCACACGCGAGGUCCGUCUUCUGGACAUGCAGCUUGCAGAACAAUGCGACGCUGAAGAGCAAGACAGUGGACGGUUUAGAGCCUUGUCAACUGCAAAUCACAAGUUGUCUGGCUGCAAAACAGCGUUCUCGGAAGCAACAGCGAAAGCCACCGCUCUGGAGAAUCAUCUGCACUUCAUCGUCUUGUUUGGCCAGCAACAGGGCAUGGCGAUAGAAGCACUCGCAGGCGUGCUACAACGGGAGGUUGAGCAAGCACAGGCCGACACAGAGCAGUGUAGCUCGCAGCUGAAGAUUGCUGAAGCCGAACUGGCCAAGUUGCGCCGCAGCAAGGAUGUUCUCGGCCCGUGCGAAGCGUCCAUAGAGCCAGUACUGCAGAAGAACAUUAUCCAUCGGCAGGCCUAUCACGGCGGUGCUUUUGUAGGGAACCAUAUCCACCGUGCCCUCAAGCCCGCCGUGAUCACAGCUAUCACUGAGGCCCCAGCAAUUGUCAUUGGAGAUCGGUGCCCAGCUCUGCAGAAUGACGCUCAAGUAGUCAGUGAGCGGUACAAGUCCCUGUUCAGCCAGUACGCAGCGUGCAGAUCUUCCUUCAGCCAUUGCAACAAAUGUGGAGAGGAGGAACUGCAGCAAUUGGAGCUCUCCAUUGCCUCGUUCUUACAGAAAUGUCGGAGCGAGGUGGUGGAGAUUGGCUUAGGUCACAUCACUCCAAAGCUGCACCUCCUUGAGGAACACACUGUGCCGCUGAUGCGGAGAGUGCACGUCGGGCUUGGUCUACUGUCGGAGCAGGGCGCGGAAGGAAUUCACGCCGAGUUCAACCUGCUCGAGAAGAGAUACGGUUCCAUUCCCGGCGAGCUUGAGCGCCUGCAUGCUGUUGCAGAACAACACCUCGUAUGCACCCUGCCAGACGUUGCAGAUCAACGGCCCAAAGUUCGAUCGAGGCAGCGGACUGCUCCAUCGCAGGCAGAUCAACCAGCCAGUCCGCCAUAACACUGACUACACGCAAAGCCAGAGAGCUAAGCACGUGUCGACGAUGACUGCCCCUGAGCUGCACCACGGCAAGCGUAGUCACCACCAGCAGCAGCAACAGCAGAGUAGUAGUAAUGGCACGUGGACAGGGCCCACUGAGCACACGUCCGAGC